AUGACUCUUUGGUUGAUUUGGUUUACCCUUUCCAUUUUACAGUCUGGGGACUGUCUGACUGGUCGCAGACUUCAGCUGGACAGACCAGCCGGACCUCCGCAGAAGAUUGUUGUCUCCAACGAAUCUCCGGUUCCGGAUGCCUGGGUAGUUCACGAGCUGGAGCUCUUCUUUGGAUUCUGUCAUGAGGAACGGCCGCUGGACUCCUUUCUUACCAACAUCUGGAGUUCUGGGACACGGCGGGAGAAUGAAGAAGGCACAGAGGCUUUCCGUGCCUUCGAUGGCAGCUUACAGACCAAUUGGACUGCAGACUGCAGGCAAGUCCUUGGGGGUUGUGCUCCUCUCGAUGCAUACAUCGGCCUUGAUGUGAGGGACACGCCUGAGUACGGCGAAGCUUGGACCAACAAGGAUGAACCCUUCAAUAUUUCAGCUCCUUUCAUGGAGAACCUAAAGGUGCGGUGCAUCCGGAUUUUCCAAGACUCAAACCCACUACACAAGUCUGACAUCAUCUCAAUUCGAGAAGUCUGGCCGGACACAACCACCGAGACCGAAGGCGACUAUGUUUUCGUCACUGCACAGGUGCUGGAAGCUGUAAGUGCAGGAAUUUGGUCGAGGAGACCGAGCAUCGAAAACUCUGCUUGGAGGAUUGUGAACCUUUGGCCGACCGAAGAUCCUCUCACCCUGACCGAGGUACAGUUCUUCGGAGAUGACCUGUGCUCGCUGCAGAUCCAUGGGGCCCCGUUCUCCUCUGGGAGUGCUGAUCCGAUCACACAGGGCGAGCAGCUUGCAUUGGAUCUGAACUUGAACAGCCAGUGGCGGGCGAGCUGCCUGGAUGGCUGCGCUGCUCAGGAAGCGUUUAUAGGACUGGACUUUGGUGAUGAAAUGUUGGAGGUCCGGUGUGUGAGGAUGUACCAGUACAAGCCAAAUCCCUUGGCUAUCGUGUCGGAAAGGCCCUCCUAUUCAAGAGGCUUCGACCUGCAGCGCUGGACAGGCAAAGGCUGGCUCUCAACAGAGCGAUUUUGGGACCCAGCAUUCGUCUCCCAGGUAUCAAACCCGGAGUGGCUCCCAACCAUGAUUACCCCUUUUUUUGGCGGUGCACCUGGAGUUUGGGAAGACCUGCGGCCUGCAAACAAAACUGCAUGGCGAAUAAUGAACGAUGAUUGGACCAGUGCCGAAUGGCAUGUCCACGAAUUGGAGUUCUUCGAAUCAGAAGCAUGUGAUGGUCAGAAGCUUGAGGGCGUCGCUCUAGACAUGGUGGGCCCUUCCAAUGCGCAUAUGGCAGCGCUGGCCUUCGAUGGCGAUCCAAGCCACAAUCUAGCGUGGCAGUCGCAUUGUUUCGGGAGUUGCAUUCCAUACGAGGCAUGGCUUGGGUUGUACAUGCGCCCUGCCACGGGAAGUGCCGAGACUUACGACGGGCCGCAAGUGAGGUGUCUGAGGAUAAUGCAGAGCCGAUUCCAGCAGCACACUGCAGCCUCGAUUUUCCUCAGCAGAUACGAGAACGGGCGAUGGGAGGGCCAGGAAACACAUCGUUUCAUCGGAGGUGGAACCUGGAACCAGAGGCCGGCACCGCAAUGGACGCAGUGGAGGAUCCUCAAUGAUGGUCCUAUCAUUGGACAGUGGCGGAUCCACGAACUUGUUGCUUUCAAGGAUCCCUUGUGCAUUGAUCCAGUUGAAGGUGGAAGCCCGCUGGCAAGUGGCUAUUCUGUGUUUGCAGAGGGGCCCGAGAGGCUUUUCGAUGAGAAGGAAAAUCCUCCAUGGGGUGCCGAUUGCCUGCAGUGCAACACGUCUCGGGGUUAUUGGAUCGGGAUGCAAUUGCCGCAUGACACUGAAGAUGCACAGGCAGGGCUCUCACUUCUGCGGUGCAUCAAACUCUGGCAGAGUGCCCAGGUAGAGCAGCAAGCCUUAGGAUUGAAGGCAGAGGUGUGGAAUGGUCGGGACUGGACCAUGUCUACUAUUUCGAGCUCGGGCUUUCUAGAUGGAGGUGGUGGUGGCAUUUGGUCACGCCAGCCCGCAAGCCACAUGACCAAGUGGCGUCUCCGGCCUAAUUUAGCUUUUGAUGCUCACUGGCGAGUUGAAGAGAUUGAAUACUUUGCCGACUCGAUGUGCUCCCAGCCGAUUCGGACGUUCACUUCCGGCAACGGUGGUGCAAGCUUGUCGGUCUCUGGAUAUACGUCAGCAUUGGCAGCCUUCGACCUUGCAGGACGGCCGCCAAUGUGGUCGGAAGCUGAACUUGUUGCCGACGGAGACCAGGCAACCUACACUCUUCUUUCGCACAUGCCUAGUAUGGGUCACCCUGCAUGGGUCUCAGUGGAUUAUCUCUCUGAGUCUGUCUUUGUGCGCUGCGUGCGUUUCAGGCAGGGCCCACUGCCCGUGCAGCAUGCAUUUUCUGUUCAGCUUGAGAUUUGGGAUGGAGCGAAGUGGGGUAGCGAUCCCGAGAUGGCGCCAGAAGAGGUGACCUUGGACGGUUUGGGCGGAGGUGGAUGGCAAAGGAGACCUGCAGCAGCCAAGACGAUCUGGCGAAUCGAGAAUCUUGUUUUUGUUCCAGAAGGUUGGGUGGUGAGUGAGCUGGAGUUCCACCUGCACCCAUCAUGCAAUGCCAGCGCAAUUUCCGGAGAACCAACAGCAAGUGGUUUUGUUCCCCCAGAAAGUGAUUACGGACCACAUCUAGCAUUUGAUGGAAAUGAAAUGACUGCAUGGGUAUCUCAGUGUGCUUCCGUUCAUGAAGAAGAUUGGCCCCUAGGUUACGAGUGGACAGGUCUUCCAGUCGGCUGCAGCCCAUCUCGGGCAUGGAUUGGUCUUGAUUUUGGUGCUCGAAGCCCUCAGGAAGUUCAAUGCGUGAGACUGAUUCAAGCUGGUUACAGUAAGAUGCAGAGUGUCUCAGUGGCUUUGUCGGAGUGGGAUGGCAAGGCCUGGGUGAAACGGAUGGACUUGUCGGGUUUGGGUGGGAGCUCUUGGGAGCAGAGGCCCGCCGCUCCCAACACGAUGUGGAGGAUUCUCCACAAGAUGCAAAGGCCAUCCGUCUGCCGCAAUCAGCUGAGCCGGAUCAACAAGCGCAGCUGGGGUGUGGCAGAGUUGACCUUCUUCUCUGACGAAAGUUGUCUUCAGGCCAUCGAAGGUGGAACGGCAGUCUCAUCCGGGAGCAUUGACUUCUACCGGGAAACUGUGGCAGACCCUCCGGACGGUUACAAUGCCAGCAACAGCCGUGACUCAGGCGGUGACGACAGCAUGCUUACAACGUGGGGUGCCAAUUGCAACUUUGGGUGGAAGCCAACAGGCAUCCUUGGUACACAGGACUCGACACGUGUCAACUGCAGUGGUGCGUGGCUAGGUGUUGCCUUCAUGAAGAAGGCCGUGGAGGUUCGCUGCAUCAAGCUAGUGCAGAGCAGGUUGGAGUCCAGUAUUUGCUGCGAUCCGGCCUCAGAAGCUGAGCUUCAACGCUGGAAUGGUUCUGAUUGGAUCGAGGCCACGUGGAUACGGGACCCACCUCCAGCGGCAAAUCCAGGUGAACGUGUCCAAACAGAAAGGAGCCAUCUAGGUGCACAGUUCAAGAGUCUAGGAGAGUGUCCUCCGGUCUUAUCUGACAAAAGGAUAGAGCUGGAAGUAAUAGAAGAGUGGCGGACCAGAAGGGAUAGCGAUAACUGUCUCAUUCAGCUCACUGGAGCAACAAGCUUGAUGGGAGAUUCCGUUUGCGUGACACAUAGUGCUUGCAGCCGCAAUUUCGGCGAUGAAGGGCACUGCUGCCCCAUGGGAGAUCCCAAGUUUGCCAUCAGCCGGUGUUGUUGCGAUUUCAUCAGCUCGGAGCAAAUUUUCAAUGACACCGAAUCAGCUAUGGAGAAUGAAGAGGACUUGCGCAUCAAGUUCAACUUUGAGUAUGCAACGAUUUGGUUGUCAAACCGUUUGCCAUGGGCUGGCUUGGGGAUUACAGUCUUGGCAUACUUCUCUGCUCUCGGCUUGCCGAAAGACGUGAGGGAGCGCAUCACAGAGUGGUGUCGCCGUGACGGGCCUGCGCCUCGCAGAGGCUUGCGUCUCUGGCAGCGCAGAGUCUUGGCCACGUUCUUGUGGCCCGCUGUGGAAUGGAGAGACUUCUUGGCCAACAGCGAGAGCUCCUUUGCCAGACUUUCGCGGUGGUUCGUUUUGCCAAACGGGGAGCUUCCGAGCCCACUGGAACUACAUCGAGGCCUUCUUUUCUUGCUCUUUGGCUUUUUGUUUGCCGGUAUGGCGCCCUGGAUGGGAAUCGGGAUUAUCGCUGGUGAGGGUGCCCUGCGUGGGCUCAUCGGGGUCUCUGUAGUUAUCCGGUGGUUCAAGUCCAAGUACAAUCCUCUCGAUUUGCGAGACAUGGCCUUGCGAAGGAAGAUCACACGAGUGCGAAUGAAGACCGACGAAGACACCGCCGAUGGGAUUGAUGUGGGCAUGGGCUGUGCCGUGGCGUUUGCUGCAUCUUUGGUGUAUUUCCUGAAGUUCAUCUUCGACAUGCUGAUUUUGAGAGCGCAGAUGAUUUCCAUGGGCAUCAUUGAAAGCAUCGAGGCACGUUUGAUCGUGGACAUCUUUCCAGGCCUUCUAGAGCUUCUUCGUGAGCCUGGCAUGUUGAUCUACCAGAUGAUGGACACAGCCUCACAAGGGGUUUCUGUUGCGCUCACCUUCACCAUUGGCAUGCCCCUCUGUGAGGGCUCUUGCGUUCUGGUUGGAUCUGUUGGCUUGGUGGCGGUGCUUGUUUGUGCUAUGCAAUGGCUGAACUAUGAUCUCUUUGGGCUCUUUGUGGCUGCCCGCAGCAUGUCGAGAUCCACUCGGCCAGAAUGCCAGCGCAUCUUUGCACAGUCGUCGAUCAUGGGCAUGCUAGGGCUGUCGUUUGCCAUCAUUCAGCUCUCCAUGGUGCUCUUCACCCGGGCACUUCUCUUUGCAAACCCCUUCCAACAAACUGUUUGGAUGUGCGAACACGACGACACGUUGGCACUGUACAUGGGCCGGACGCUGCUCUUCCUGAGUGCUUUGGGAGGAAUAGUCUUCGUCUUCUUUGCUGUCAAUGGCCACUUCAUGGGGCAGGACUACUUGCUUGAACGCGUGGGCCGAUUCCUCGCGAUCGACCUGGAUGGCUUGGAUCCGGAUGGGACAGGGCCGGGCGGUGGAAUGGUGCGCUGCAACGUCUUCUUUGCCGCCUUUCCCACACUGUGCGGAUUGUGGUUGGACUGGUGGAACAUAGAGGCUUUCCUUGUUGCAGAAAGGGCGAGAGUCUAUGCUGAAGUUCUGUGGGAUCCGCAGCCUUGCAGAACUUGCGGCAAGAUCCACACUCCGUAUGACCUGAUGAUGACAGCAACAGGUCGGACGAUCAGUAUUACCACUCAGAUUGUGCCCUACGGUGCACUCCUGGGCAAAGCGUCCGAAUACCUGAAUGACCCUCCGUUUAUAUACUGGGGUAGGAAGCUGACUUGCAUGUCUGCAUCCAGAGCACCUGAUACACCCAGACCUCAAAUCAGCAAAAAGAAAAUCGUCCCAAACCUUUUCCUUUAUACUGCUGAAUUUCUUACACUCCUGAUCGAGUACGUGGUCCCGGUUGUCAAGCGAAUCAGCAGCGUUUCUAUUUACAUCUGCUGCCUACUGGGAACGUUCACGCUGACAGAGAAGAAUCUGGUGGAACAGGGGCGAUUUGUAUUGCAAACCGGCUUCAUGUGUGCUGCGUUCAAAGGCCUGAGCGCAUACCUACUGGAUCCUUUGUUGAGCUUUCUUCUUGGAGCUCUUUAUCGUACUUUGGAGGCGGUAGAGGGUAUUCAGAAAAAGAAGCACUACAUUCCCAGAACUGUUGUGGGUCAGGUCAUUGCAGGUGGACCAGUGGCCAUCCUUCUCACAAAUAGCGCCAGCACGAAUAGAUGGGCUUCCUUUGCAGACGGCUUGAUCAUCGGAUGCAUCGCAGGAUAUGUCACGAGCAUGUUGACGCUAGCAGUCAAUGCAUGCUUAGAGCGCAGCAGUCCGCAGCCCGGUGAUCCUCCUCGAAGAGCUGUCAUACCACUUGUCAUCAAAAUAGGCUACUCUCUCACAGUGGGUGUCGCUGUUGGAGUCGUUUCACUCCGUGAUGAGCGAACAAACUCAUUUACAGCCUUUCGAGACAUCCUCGCAUACAGGGAUGACAAGGCGGUGGUGACUGUUCGAGGAGCAGUCACGGGGAUCAUUCUCAGUGCUGCUGCUCAGUUUGUAAGCUUGAAGAUGGUGCUGCUCGAGAACCGACCCUACAAUGAGGACGAUGGUCCUGGCAACUCACUGCGCAACUGGCGAGACUCGCCCACCCAGCGAGUACUGCGGACGGUUCGCCAGCUUGGGGGAGCCGUCGGAGUUCCUUUGUCAGGUCUGAUUGGCAACGUCCUGGCCGAGGCAGUAUUUGGGUCGAGCACCGAACAGAGCGUAGUGAGCAGCACCGUCAAAGCACUCUUCGCUCUCGGAGUUGGAAACUUCUCGGGCAUUGUCCUUGCCUUGGCCGUCAACAAGAUGCUGGACAACCCUCCGCAGCUUGCCGGCUUCUUCACCUUUUUGGGAGUUGCAGUUCUGGCAGCAGAGUGGAAUCCAGUGUUCGGCUUCACGGCAGCUGUGGUCUUCGGCUGUGCGGUUGGAAGUGUUUUCGAAGAAUUCGUUGCUCGUUCUGUAAUGCGCCAGGAGCUACUUCGACGAGAUGCUUGGAAUGAGGUGGAUGAUGAUUUCAUCAACCAAGCAGCCCUUAAGCAGCUGUCAUAUGCAGACUCGGAGCAUGAGACAUUCAGUGAGUACUUUGCUUCUCAACCAACUCGAGAUGACAACCUUCUGAUCGCUCUGGAGGCCGCAUCUGCUAAGGCGAAAACGGCCGAGCUUCUUCAGCAGGCACGCUUGCGUAGGGGUGCCUCGGACAUGAGCGAGGAGGGACUGCGAGCGUCUGCGGAAGCAGAUGAAGAUGAAGCAGAACAGCCCCACGAGGCGCGGAUUGGAACCUUCAACAGCGGCCCGCAGCUCCAAGAUGUCCCUGAUCAUCUCGCUGUGGAGCUUGAUGGCGAAGUUGAGGGAAGCGAGCUAGCACCCAGCAUGGGAGACGUUUCAUCUCGUUCGCUUAGCCAUGCAAGUCUUCGCCCCCCAGAACCACAGCCGAAAGAUUCCGAGUCUGACGAGGAAGAGUCACCUUUGGAAAAAAUGCAGCUGGCAAUUCAGGCCCAGCUGUCUUCCAGGACACAUACCUCUGGCCCGCCGACGUCACGGCCCGAUCUGAGGCAGCCGCCCCAGGAAGUUGGCAACCCCGGGCACUACGAGGAUGCAGCGUUGGAGCAAGAUCUCUUCCAUCGCUGGGAGCGGAGGUCGCGCAGGCCAGCUGACACCCUGCCGGCGCGCAGCCAGCAGAGAAUCAACAUCAGCAACUUGUCGAGACCGAAGCCAAAGGCAGCUCCUUCACGAUUGAGGCCUGUGACAAAAGCAAAGUCGGUUCCCGAGAAGCCUUCGCUGCGAUCGUUGAAACAGUCCUCAACCUUCGCUUCAUCCAUGCUUUCGCAAGACUCAUUGAAGGGGCAGAGCCCUGUGGCCACGAGGCGCACGGAUGGUCAACAGUUGAGCCUGAUGAACGACCCUUCGCAAGCUUCGAACAUGAGAUCGGCCCCACACAGCCCCAAUGGUGAAGGUCAUGAAGUUCUAGAACCAUGA
Molecule: messenger RNA, 7641 nt
Organism: Symbiodinium necroappetens
Lineage: Eukaryota; Dinophyceae; Suessiales; Symbiodiniaceae
Source: the annotation of a GenBank genome assembly